AUGGUAUUCAUUCUUCUCCAAAUUGAGAAUGCCUACAGGCAGGGUACGGAGCUUUGUGGAGUCGCCGUGGAUCUGGUGAAGGCAUACAACAUGUUGCCUCGCUUGCCUGUCGCAGCUUUCGCAAAGAUGUGUGGCAUUCCUGAUUCCAUUCUCCACCCAUGGAUCUCCAUGUUGACCCAACUCAGGCGACACUUCAAGGUUCAGGGAAGUACGGGACCCCCGCUCCUUUCUUCUACGGGGUUCGCGGAGGGGGACCCCCUAAGCUGCUUGGCCAUGGCGGUCCUGAACAUAGCAUGCCACCACAAUUUCCGGAGUGUCACAAACCAUGGCCAGCUGUUGUCCUUUGUGGAUAAUUGGCGGGCUUUGGCCUCCUCGCCGGAAGACCUCGUUUCUGCUCACCAAGCCAUAGCGGAUUUUGCACGCGCAUGGGACUUGUUCGUCAACUCGGAUAAGACUGUGGUCUGGUGCACAAGUGCCAAGGGAAGGGCUGCCCUUCGACAAGCAGGUUUCCCAGUCACUCUUGACUUCCGGGAAUUGGGAGCCCACCUUGCAUCCUCGCGCAGGGGAACCAAUUUUACGCAGACAGACAGGAUCAGGGCUCUUGACGAAAAGUGGCCCCGUCUGCAUGCUGCCCUCCACGGCAUCAGUGCCUCCCCACUGGGGGAGCGGCACUUCAUCAAGUUGCGAUCCGACGCCAUGAAGGCCCUUGGAUUGCGUGCACCUGGCGCGAAUCCCACCAUCCAGCUUUCAUUGGUGGGUCACGCUAUCAGUGAUCCACAAUUCUUUGCUCUCCAGUCCACAUUCAGGGAUGCGAAGUUCCUGGCCGGGCACGAGGCGAUUGCACCUCUGCUGACCGCUGCUGCACUGGAUUUGCGAAAGGUGCCUGGUCCGUGCACAAUCCUGCUUCAGAGGGCCAAUGAGGUUGGAAUUGCAUGGGAUCCGGCCAAAGAGACUUUUGUUGACUCCCUGGGGCCGAUGGACGUGUGGGCUCUGUCGUGGCCGGAAAUCUUGCAGCGUCUUCUUUUCACUUGGCAGGAUCGGGUGAAACAGAUUUUCGCGCAGAGGCCUACUGUCGAGGGCUUGGAGGGUGCCGACCCCCACUUGACAACGGUUGUUCUCAAUACGUUGCCAAAACCUGCCCGGGCACUUGUUCGAGACUUUCUUUGA
Molecule: messenger RNA, 1167 nt
Organism: Symbiodinium pilosum
Lineage: Eukaryota; Dinophyceae; Suessiales; Symbiodiniaceae
Source: the annotation of a GenBank genome assembly